Messenger RNA from Ictalurus furcatus (blue catfish), 868 nucleotides. RefSeq names its product epithelial membrane protein 3b (gene emp3b). The coding region runs from base 208 to 705 and encodes 165 amino acids. Lineage: Eukaryota; Metazoa; Chordata; Actinopteri; Siluriformes; Ictaluridae. The transcript has 5 exons. Gene Ontology annotation, cellular component: plasma membrane. The record is from RefSeq and is a predicted model, not a curated record.
AUUUUUGUAGACGUGAGAGACUGCAAGGAAGUAAAGGGAGUGUUGCUCCUGAAAAAUAGGAAACAGCCAUCAACCAAGUCCAAAGCAAAUAUAAAGUGCGGUGUGAAGGGAGGAGAGUAGUGGAAGAGGAAAAGUGGACUCAGUGGAUAUCCCCCUCGAAGCUGCUGAAACGUCUUGUUGACUGUAAUCGUUGUAGAGUGAGGGACCAUGGCCAUCCUGCUGAUUUCAAUCACCCUGCUACAUAUCUUCACUCUGGCGAUUCUGUUCAUUGCCACCAUGGGAAAGUCCUGGUGGGUGGUGAGUAACACUGAGAGAUCAGACCUCUGGUACUACUGCAACUUAAACAAUGAAACCGAGACAUGGUUUUGUGUGUCACUGAAAGAGACAGAGUGGCUUCAAGCUGUCCAGGUCCUGAUGGUCUUGUCUGCUGUCUUUUGCUCCGUCUCCUUUCUUGUUUUCCUUGGUCAACUCUUUAUUAUGUCAAAAGGAGGCCUCUUCUACCUUACAGGAGUCUGUCAAGCAUUCGCAGGUCUCACAACCUUCACUGCAAUACUCAUCUACACAUUACACAGCAAAGAAAUCCUUCAGCACUAUAACGCAUUGGGCUCAGGGCACUUUAAUUACUGUUAUGUUCUGGCAUGGGUGUGUGUGCCUUUGCUACUGUGGAGCGGACUCGUGUACGUUUAUUUGCGCAAAAGGAAGUAGCAUCACGUUUUGUUUGAGUUAAAUAUAAAACAGCCACAGUAAUAUGUAUAAAUAAAUUGCAUCACUUUUAUAUUGUAACAAAAAUAAACUUAAUAUUCUUUUUUUUGUAGGAUAAUGUACUGUUCUGCACCACAAUACCCUAUAGACUAUAUACUUACACACA